CUUUUAUAAAUAAUUAAAAAAAAAAACUUUGACUUUAAAAUAAUAUGAUGAGAUAAGAUAAAGUUCUCUAUAAAAAAAUUUAUUCCCUCUUUAAAAAACAGAGUAUUCAACAAUCCUCGCAUAAAUCGUGUUGUUUCUACUGCUAUGGCCUUCAAAUUUCUCGGUUUAUAUAAUUUCUCUCUCCUAAUUUUCUCCGCCGCCGUCGCCACCGCUUACUCCGCCGUCUCUUUCCGUCGCCCUCUUCACUACUUUAUCGGUGUUUGAAACAAUCGGAAGUAUGGGGGAUGUAAUUGAUUUAACUGGUGAUGGUGGUGUUCUGAAGACUUUUGUAAGGCGGCCUAAGGAUAAUGCUGUUGGUCCAACAGAUGAACUUCCUCUUGUGGAUGUUCAUUAUGAAGGCAUUCUGGCUGAAACAGAUGAAGUCUUUGAUAGUACACAUGAAGACAAUACAAUCUUCUCAUUUGAGAUAGGACAGGGCACAGUGAUCAAAGCAUGGGAUAUUGCAGUCAAAACUAUGAAGGUUGGUGAAAUAGCUAAGAUUACUUGCAAGCCCGAGUAUGCAUAUGGAAGUGCAGGUUCACCUCCAGACAUUCCUCCAGGUGCAACCUUAAUAUUUGAGGUGGAGUUGGUAGCCUGCCGACCACGCAAGGGUAUGAGUGUUGGUGGUGCUGCAGAUGAGAGGGCUAGGCUUGAGGAGUUGAAAAAGCAGAGAGAGAUGGCAGCUGCAAUGAAAGAAGAAGAGAAGAAGAAGCGAGAGGAAGCUAAAGCAGCAGCUGCUGCUCGUAUCCAAGCCAAGAUGGAGGCAAAGAAAGGCCAGGGGAAGGGAAAGGGCAAAGGAAAAUAGGCACUCUGAUGAAGUUCUAUUUGCCUAAUGAAGUUCCUAGCAGAGGCGCAGAGCAAUGCGAAAUUAAUGCUUUAAUAGGUAAAUUAGUUUAAUCUAUUAGUAAUUGUCAAAAUAUAGUGUAGCCCAUUUCCAAAUAUUCCAAUUAAUAGAUUGAUUUUUCCCAGUUUGAAAUUACUAUUUCAUAAUUUGUCUGAGAACUGUUUAAGAAAGAAAAUGACACCAAGCCUACUCUUCUUCUACAA
This is a messenger RNA of Chenopodium quinoa (quinoa), 1086 nucleotides long. RefSeq names its product peptidyl-prolyl cis-trans isomerase FKBP20-1-like. Gene Ontology annotation, biological process: protein peptidyl-prolyl isomerization. Gene Ontology annotation, cellular component: cytoplasm. The record is from RefSeq and is a predicted model, not a curated record. The coding region runs from base 278 to 844 and encodes 188 amino acids. The transcript has 7 exons. NCBI's taxonomy places the organism in Eukaryota, Viridiplantae, Streptophyta, Magnoliopsida, Caryophyllales, Amaranthaceae. Gene Ontology annotation, molecular function: peptidyl-prolyl cis-trans isomerase activity.